Hyalella azteca is the source of this 4119-nucleotide messenger RNA. RefSeq lists its product as uncharacterized. Bases 78 to 4052 code for a protein of 1324 amino acids. The record is from RefSeq and is a predicted model, not a curated record. Lineage: Eukaryota; Metazoa; Arthropoda; Malacostraca; Amphipoda; Hyalellidae. The transcript is spliced from 14 exons. Gene Ontology annotation, molecular function: G protein-coupled peptide receptor activity; peptide hormone binding. Gene Ontology annotation, biological process: cell surface receptor signaling pathway; adenylate cyclase-modulating G protein-coupled receptor signaling pathway. Gene Ontology annotation, cellular component: plasma membrane.
UUGCAGUUCAGUGCCGAAUGUGAAAGCGAUAAUUGAUGUUACCAUAAAAAUAAAAUUGUGUUGAAGUGGCGUCGACAAUGAUGGGCAUUACAAACGGAGCCAUUAUUAAUAUGUUGCUGAUGACUUGCGUCCUGCGGGCCAGCGAUGCCGAGGCCGCCGCUCCCAGCAAUGAGGUGCAGCCGGGAGUUGUGCAAAAUCCACAGAGUGAGACGACACAUUUUCCACAGAAAACAAGCAAACAGUUUCAGGAUCAAUAUUCCUCUACAAAGACUAGCCAAAACCCAGCUCCUGUUCCGAAUUCCAAAUCUCCUAGACACAGGAAAAAGAGUUCACCUUACACUUCUCCGCAUUUGUUACCGUUGGCGCCUUCUAAACACCCAAAGAAGGCAAUUCAACCUGAUAAAUAUGACGCCAAAAAAUUCGAAACGUCUUUAUUGCGAUACCUGAAGCAACUGCACACGGAACAAUCAAAAUUCGUUGAAGUAAAUGAUAAAUUUAAUAAUGAAAAUCACAGUGAUUCUUCACAUAAGACGAUUUUUGUGAAGAAUUCCGAUAAUAUUUAUUCGAACUCUAAUUUGAUAAAUGAUGAAUUUAAGAAAGAAAAGGUUACUGUUUUUAAUAAAAGUGAGGUUUCAAUUAACGUGCCGGGACCAUUCAGUUCUUUUCAGUCCUCAGGUAUAAUUUUUAAUCCUGGUAAGGAAAAUACAUUAACUGAUUACGACAACGCCAACAUUUCAGUGUUAUAUAAAAAUGAACGUUCGAAUAAUUUAUUGAAUGCAAAAGUGCUAAUUGCAAACAAUGAUGUAGAGGCAAACUCAAAACCACCCAUACCAAUUCCCACAAAAUCCGAGAAGAUUUCAUCCACAUAUGUGGAAAACACUCGAAAAAACUUUUCUGAAAUACAAUUUAUUUCUAAAUUAAAUACGGACAAUCGAAUUUCCAAAAACCAUGACACACGCAUGACAAUAUUUCACGUCAAACCCAAUACCAAAGCGUCCAUUCGAUCCAAGAACGCAUCUGCAGUCAGUAUCUUGAAUGAUGAGUUACCUUAUCAAAAAGUGUCCUCUAGAAUUGCUGCACCGAAAUUUUUAGAAAAUGAUCCAAAAGAUGGAAGAACUAAGAUAGAUGGUAAUUUAAUACCUAGUCAAAGGCCCUCUGGUUCUAAACAAGGAAAAAUUCAGUAUUUGUCCUCAACUCCUGAAAAAAAUUUCCCGGCUCAAUCAAUCAUUUGGAAAGAUGAACCGGAAGUGACAGGAUUUCAAGGACAUGAUUCACUAAAAGGUAAAACCUCACCAGAUUCCAAGGAGGCUACCCUCGAUGAUAUCCGGAAUGAUAUAGUUUCGAAUCCACGUAGUGAUAGUAAACCAGUAUUAGGUAAUUAUAAUUACUCUCUAUCGAGUGCGCUUGAUGAUUACGAAUCGGUUAUGCGAUCACGCAGUGAUUUUAAUUUUGAAUCCAUCAAUGCCCGCAUGACUUCUAAAUUUGAAGUUAAUCAACCCGAAAAUGGCUACUCGUCAUCGUUUAUUUCAAAUUUAACUCGACCUGCGUCGCAGAAAGCAAGCGAAAUUCAAGAGCUCACAGCUAUUCAAAGUUACGUCAUCAACGAAGAUCUUGACAAUUCGGGUUCGACUCCGUCCGGCAACGACGAAAAUUACGACAUUCUACCCGAUAUCUUAGGUGACAUUCCGGAGAUUGAGAAUGAGUACGAAGACGAGUCUUUGGAGAUUGACGACGAUGGCUCAGUGCCGCAUGGAGACCUCACGGACUCGGUGGUGGUGAAGGAAGUUGUGUACGAGAACGCGGUGGCCGCCCAGCGGGAGCGGCUGUUGGCGCUCAUGGCUCUCCACAAGGCCCAGUGCGAGGAGGCGGCCAAGACAGACCAGCCUCACUGGCGAGGUUGCAAGCGCGCCUGGGACCAGGUGCUGUGCUGGCCCCCCGCACCCCCCCACUCUCAGUCCUCCCUCCCCUGCCCCCCUCACGUCCCCGGCAUGGACAGCCAUGAGGGUCACGCUACCAGAUGGUGCGAUGCUCAUGGUCAGUGGGAGAAAAAUCCACACGUCGAGGAACCUGAAACUUCGACUCAACAACCUGAAGAAAUCGAUUUGUCAACUCAAGAAGUUGAAGUUGAUUUAACCAACUCAAUUUUACAGCCAACUGAUGUACCAGAAUAUAACGAAAGCGAGAGCAGCCUUUCUUUGGGAACUCCAGCUCCCACAUACAGUUUUGACAGUGGAUGGAGCAACUACACUUACUGUCUGGCAAAGAGACGGAAACAUCAUAAAAGAGUUUCGCCUCUGAUUGCGAAAUGGUUGCCGAUCAUCAGCACGAUAUCGAUGAUCGGAUACAGCAUUUCCCUGUCAGCACUACUGAUCUCUUCAAUCGUCCUCCUUUCAGUCAAGCGCCUGAGAUGUGCCAGAAACCGUCUCCACCUGCACCUGUUCGCCUCGUUUAAGCUGCGGGCUGUCGCCGUGCUGCUUAAAACGCCACUCAUAACGCCUUCAGUGGUGGCAUCCAUAGCAGCGUUCGAGGAACACGGGACGAUCGGGGUGCGAGGCUGGGUGUGCCGGAUUAUGGUCGCCGUAUGGGAGUAUUUCAUCCUUGCCAACUACUCAUGGCUGCUGAUGGAGGGCAUGUACCUCCACAACCUGAUCUUCAGAGCGCUCUUCACCGGCUCCUCGGCCACCAUCAUGCCUUAUGUUAUACUCGGCUGGGGCUCUCCCAUGCUGGUGAUAGUGAGCUGGUCCAUCGCCCGGGCGCUGGUGGACAACAACCACUGCUGGCUGGUGCAUUCAAAUCCUUGGCCUCACUGGAUAGGCCUGAGGCUGCCCGUUGCCGCCUCAGUGUUCCUCAAUGUGAUAUUCUUCUUGAACAUCAUACGCACCGUGGCGCUCAAGUUACGGUCAUCCGUUAGCAGAGAAAAGAGCAAAUGCAAACAGCUGAGCCGGUCGACGCUGGUGCUGGUGCCGCUGUUCGGGGUGCACUACUGUCUGCUGUGGGGACUAUCGCUGUCUUCACAUCCUCCCGUCGAGCUCACGUGGCUAUUGCUGGACCAGGUCUGCUCUUCCUUCCAGGGCCUGAUCGUAGCGUUCCUUUACUGCUUCGUUAAUGGCGAGGUUCGACUGGAGCUUCGCAAGCUAUACUACCGAGUGACUUCAGAUGAUGAAUUCAACCCCAGCAUAUACAGCACCGCGUUGAGUCGUGCUCGGGCUUCGUUUGCGUCGAUCUAUGGCACUGAUCGCGAGUCGGUCGCUGCUACCUCUGCCACUCCCGCGGCUACGCCACCGAGGCUGACCAAGAAAGGUUCUUCAGGCUUAAUCAGCCUUCAAAGCAUACCCGAAGAAAAUUUCGAAAUGCGGACGUAUACUGCGAGCGAUGCCGUCUCGUGCAGCUCCAGAGAUUCCAGGUCAAUUUUCAGCAAGAAAACUUCAGAUUUAAUGACCGAAUUUUCAACAAAUGUGCCCUCCACGGCUGCUGACGAAAGUUAUUAUUUGGAAUCCAACACAACAGAUAAAGAUUCUGAUAAUAUUUAUGAUGAUUCGACCAAGUGUGCGAAUAACCAAUUAGAAAGUUCUCAAAAAAAUUUCGAUUAUGAUAAGAGUUUACCGCCAAAGUCUGACGCAGGCUCAGCAGGAAAAGAAGUAAAAAAACAAAAGGCGCCUUUGAUAAAGAAACUUUCCUUUCAAGAGCCCGUAGAAGAACUAAUAUACGAAGAAGACGAUUAUAGCUCGUCAGAUGAAGACUUCGCUUGGGGUUUCAACACAAAGACUUUACCGAUCUUGAAAGAAAUUCGCUUGGUAAGCGAGGAUCGGUCUUGCAAAACUACACUGCUCCCUCAAUCUAGUAGCGCUAAUAAGGAAGAAAUUUCUACGCCUCUUUAUUCUAUUUUGCGUCAAGAGCCGAAAAAUGGAACAGUAUUUCCUUCAUUGAAAUGCAGCAUCGCAUCGUUAAAGAAGUGUGAUGUACCAAGUAAGCGUAUUUACUCCUUCAGUGACUCCAGUACAAAUAUUAAUACUCGUAAUUUAGCCGCUCCUAUUGAAAUAGCGAGCGAUUAGAUUAAAACUUACGGAGGCUAUUUAUUAGAUUAAAAUUUGCGUAAAAUUUGAUUAGAUUAAAAUUUAC